Molecule: messenger RNA, 1881 nt
Organism: Ziziphus jujuba (common jujube)
Lineage: Eukaryota; Viridiplantae; Streptophyta; Magnoliopsida; Rosales; Rhamnaceae
Product: xanthohumol 4-O-methyltransferase-like
Exons: 2
Coding region: 430-1152 (240 amino acids)
Biological process (GO): methylation
Molecular function (GO): O-methyltransferase activity; S-adenosylmethionine-dependent methyltransferase activity
Source: RefSeq, a predicted model, not a curated record
GAGAACACCCAGGCCUAAACAGAUCGAGAUCAUAUUGUACACACUUUCUUCUCGCCGAAAGAAAGAAUGGAAGCAAAUAGAGAAGCGGAAGAGGCAAUGCUUAGAGGGCAAGCAGAUAUAUGGAAAUACAUGUUUGGGUUUGUAGAUUCCAUGGCAUUGAAAUGUGCGGUGGAGCUCCGUAUUGCUGAUAUUAUACACUCUCACUCUGGCCCAGUCACUUUGUCCCAAAUUGCCUCUGCUUUAGAUACCAACUCAGCCUCUCCUGACAUCAACGCUCUUGAACGCAUCAUGAGGUUGUUAGUCAGUAGAAAAAUAUUCACGCAACAUCAUGAUCACAAUUAAUCGGAUGGUGGAGACCAUACUACUUUCUAUGGGCUGACCCACUCAUCCACAUGGCUUCUACAUGACUCGGAGUUCAGUCUAGCUCCAAUGGUUUUAAUGCAGAACCAUGCAAAUUUAUUGGUUCCAUGGCACUGUUUUAGUGGAUGCGUCAAGGAAGGUGGAUUUGCCUUCAACAAGGCCCAUGGCAGUGGCAUCUGGGCCUUCGCGUCUCAGAAUCCUGAUUUCAACAAACUGUUCAAUGAUGCCAUGGAGUGCUCGUCUAGGAUCAUGUCCAAGGCAAUUGUCUCAGCGUACAAAGAUGGUUUUGGCAGUGUGAAAUCGCUGGUGGACGUGGGUGGUGGGACCGGAAGGACCAUGGCUGAGAUCGUGAAAGCGUAUCCCCACAUCAAAGGGAUCAACUUCGAUUUGCCACAUGUCAUCGCCACAGCUCCUGCCUACGAUGGGGUGUCCCACAUUGGAGGUGAUAUGUUUGAGGGCAUUCCAAAUGCUGAUGCUGUUUUCAUCAAGUGGAUAUUGCACGACUGGGACGACGAAUACUGCGUAAAGAUCUUGAAAAAUUGUAGGAAAGCUGUACCAGAAAAGAGUGGCAAAGUUAUAAUAAUAGACAUGGUUUUGAAAGCAAAAGGGAACGACAAUAUUUUUGAUGAGAUAGGAAUGAUGUUUGAUAUGGUGACGCUAGCACUUACCGAAGGUGGAAAAGAGAGAACCGACAAGGAAUGGAAGAAGAUAUUGAAAGAGGGAGGUUUCCCCCGUUAUAAAAUCAUCAACAUUCCUGCGGUUGCAUCCAUUAUUGAAGCCUAUCCAGAAUGAUGAGAUGCAACGUUAUAUAUAUAUACAUAUAUAUAUAUAAAAUAAUCCCCAUUCAUCAAAAAAAAAUAUAUAUAUAUAUAUAUAUAUAAUAAUCCCCAAUGUUGCUGGUUCAAUGUUGUUCGUGUUAUAAAUACUUGGUCCUUACUUCAAUUUAUUCCUGCGAAUAAAUGAAUUUCAAUGUAUUGAAAAUCCCAGAUCAGAUUUAAUUAGAACAAAUUAUGCACUCUAAAAGGGGAAUGGAGAUGCCUUUACAUUUACUUUUCAGUUUGCAUUUAAUUUUAUAAACUCAUGCAGCCAUUCAAUUCUACGUUUAAAGGAGAAGGAAUGGAAGAUGAAUACAGAAAGAGGGAGGUUUGGAUGGAGAAAAUUUUGUAAGAUUUAAUAUUUUAUAAUCACUUACAACGUGAUACAAUAUUAUAACAAUGAUAGAUCAAGAUUGCCACACCAAUGAAAAUAAAUAUUUCGUUAAUCGCAUCUUAACAUUGUUCUAACUUCUAUGGCCUGUGCGGUCAAGAUCAUCUUGGGGGCAGUCUACAGGCAUCAACUUCGAUUUGCCACGUUUCAUUGCCACGACGCCCAUGUACCCAUCUAUGUAAUGGAAUCAGCUAUUUUGGAGGUGACAUGUUUGAGGCUAGUCCUAUUGCGACUGUCGUUUUUGUUUUUCUCUAAGGACUGAUGUACAUAUAAUCCUUACGUUAAUUCAAUUAAUAUGAUUAUAUUAUAAUAUGA